CGCCGGGGGGCGGGGCCUGUGCGGGGGCGGGGCCUGUGCGGGCGCUGUGGGCCGAGCGGGCUGCGGCGAUGCGGGGGACGAGCUGCGUGGGCGGCGGCGGCGAGAGCCCGGGCGGCGCGGGGCUGAGCGAAGGCCCGCGCGGCCGGUGGCUGCGCCUGGCUCCCGUCUGCGCCUACUUCCUCUGCGUGUCGCUGGCCGCGGUGCUGCUCGCCGUCUACUACGGUCUCAUCUGGGCUCCCGCGCGGCCCCCCGCGGCCGCCGCCGGCCCGCCGCCGAGCGCGCCGUCCCCUCCGUGCGCCGCCCCCCCGGGCGCGCCGCCCGCCCCGGCGCCCGCCGCCGCCGCCGCCCCCUGCCGCCUGGGAGCCGCCGGCGGGCCGCGACCCCAGCUCGAGCUGCCGCGCAGCCGCCGCCGCCGCCGCCGCCGCCAGAUGCCCGGAGAGACCCCGGAGGCCGCGGGGGGGCGAGGACCAGGGUAACCCCCCUCCCGACCCUACGCCGCACCGCAGGCCCUCGAGAUCCACCGAGGAUGGAUCGCCCCGCCGAGGAUGCCCGUUCCCGUCCGGCCGGGAUUCCGUCUUCACUGGAAUAGCCUAGAGCUUGUGGAGCUGUCAUCCUGAAGAACGGGGGUGCAGGGGAGCUGGCUCGGGGCGCCCACCCUCUGGCAGGCCACCGCCCGUCCCUCCCUCCAGAGGAUCCUGAGCGCAGAGCCCACGGCCCCCUCCUCUCUGGCUCUCCGUGUCCCUCCGUCCACGUCCACCUGCAAUAAACUCCAGACCC
Molecule: messenger RNA, 777 nt
Organism: Pipistrellus kuhlii (Kuhl's pipistrelle)
Lineage: Eukaryota; Metazoa; Chordata; Mammalia; Chiroptera; Vespertilionidae
Gene: INAFM1
Product: InaF motif containing 1
Source: RefSeq, a predicted model, not a curated record